AUGGACUUCAACGGAAGUCUGGCUCUAAACAUCAUCUUUGCUUUGACCGUAGGACUGGUUUUGAGACAACUCACGAAACAGAGGGACUCGGAAUCAACCUCGAGAACGGAUGAUGCGUCUGCAGAAGAGAAUGAGGCGUCAAGGAGGGACUCGGAGCCAACCUCGAGAACGGAUGAUGCGUCUGCAGAAGAGAAUGAGGCGUUAAGGAGGGACUCGGAGCCAACCUCGAGAACGGAUGAUGCGUCUGCAGAAGAGAAUGAGGCGUUAAGGAGGGACUCGGAGUCAACCUCAAGAACGGACCAUGAGUCUGGAGAAGAGAAUGAGGGGUUCGAUUCACUGGGAAUAGAGCACAAGGAUUCUGACACGAUUGAUCAAAUGGAGAGGAUGGGAACUGAGCCAGCAUACCAAUACGACGUGUUUUUGAGUUUCUGUGGAGGCGACACUCGCUUAACCUUUACUGAUAUUCUUUACGAGAGGUUGAAAUAUGAUAGAAUACGCGUUUUUCUUGAUAGUGAAGAACUCAAAAAGGGUAAAAAAAUCAGUGAAAUUUUGAAGGCCAUUGAUGAGUCUCAGAUCUACAUUCCCAUCUUUUCUAAAAAAUUCGCCUCCCGUUCAUGGUGCCUCCGCGAAGUUGCCCGCAUGGUAGAGUGUCAUUCAAAAUCAGAUGGGAAGAGAGAGAUAAUCCCAAUUUUCUAUGAUGUGGAGCCUAAUGAUGUAAAACUCAUAUCCGAUGUGUACAAGAACGACAUCCUCAAGCACAAGCAGAAAGAGUACCGUAAGCCCGAAGAAUUGGAGCAGUGGACAAGAGCCCUUAAAGCGGUUGGAAGUAUAAUGGGACUGGAACUUAAAGGAAAACGCCAAGGGAAAGAAAUUGAAUCGCUUGUUAAACAGGUUUUGCAUAAGCUCAAUGGCCAACAUGUGGAUUUGCCUGGAAAUUUGGUUGAAGAUCAUUGUCAGAUAAAAGCCAUAAUAGAAAAGUUGGAUCUUAAUUCUGGUGGUGUACGUUUCAUUAUAAUACGUGGACUAGGUGGUAUCGGUAAAACGACACUUGCGAAGAUUGUGUUCAAGAGACUGUCUUCUCUCUUUGAAUGUGUUAGUUUCCUCGAAGAAGUUCGAAAAAAAUCAGAAGAUGGUCUUAAGGGUCUUGUAACCUUGCAGAAACAGUUAUUGAAGGAUGCUAAUUUUUUUUCGGCUGACCAAAUUGAAGACGCUGGAGAAGGGAAGUAUCGGAUCAAGGCAGUAUGUAAAGAUAAAAAAGUCCUCCUUGUUCUUGAUGAUCUAGACAAUGAAAAGCAACUUGACAACCUAGCUGGAAAAUCUGAUUGGUUCGGUUGUGGUAGCAGGAUCAUUAUCACAACUAGGAACAAAUUUAUCCCGGAGACUCAAGAUGAAUCAUCCAGUGAAGAGGUCCUAAAUCAAACCAAAAAAAUUGUGGAUUAUGAAGUUCAAGAUAUGGAAAUCAAGCAAGCACUUCGGUUGUUUUGUAAGCAUGCAUUUAGAAAUAACUCUCCUACAAAAGAUUACGAUGCCCUUUCACAAGAUAUUGUUCGCAAAGUGGCCAAGCUUCCUUUGGCUAUCGAGGCGAUAGGUUCUGAUCUAUAUGUGCUGGGCUUAGCCAAAAAGCCCUAUGGUGUUACAAUAGAGCUAUUGCAAGAGACAUUGCAGAAGCUAGAUGAAGGUCCUCCUGAGGUUGUCCAAAAAGUAUUAAUGAUUAGUUAUAAAGGACUGGAAGAAAAGACAAAAGAAGUAUUUUUGGAUAUUGCUUGCUUUUUCAUCAAUGAGGACCAAACCUAUCCAAUUAUUAUGUGGAAUGACCUUAACUACCAACCCGACAGUGCAAUUCGUGUCCUCCUCCUACGGUCCUUGAUUAAAAUUAGAGAUAAUAAGUUUUGGAUGCAUGACCAAGUUCGAGAUUUGGGAAGGCACAUCAUCCUUAAAGAACAUACUCCCAAAUUUAGCAGGGUGUGGAAACAUGAGGAUGCUGUAGAACUAUUGAAGAGAAAAGAGGGAAAUGGAGAUGUAGUUGCACUAAGCCUGACUUCCAAUGAGUACUACCACAACUUUGUAGAUGUCAAAUUAGUUGCCCCAUCCGAACUACGGUUCCUUCGAGUGAAAGGCUCAAAUUUUUCUCGCAACUUCAUGAAUCUUCCUUCAAAGUUAAAAUGGCUUUCUUGGCAAGUAUCGAAAAUGACUUUCCAGACCAAAAACUCUCACCUUAGUAAUUUGGUUGUGCUUGACUUUUCGGAGAGCGAUAUUACAGAUGACUGGAGUGGGUGGAGCCAAAUGAAGAUGAAUAAAUUGAAAGUUCUAGAUUUGACGGGUUGCAUACACUUAAAAAGGACACCUAAUUUCUCUAACUUCACGUCUUUGGAGACAUUGAUUCUUGCUCGGUGUAUCAAGUUAACCACAAUUGACAGCUCCAUUGGUAAACUAAAAAGCCUAAGGACUUUCAAUAUCAACAAAUGCAUGGUUCUUCAAGAGUUGCCUGUAGAAUUCGGUUCUCUACAAUCUUUGACGGAGAUUAUCAUGCCCCAAAAUUAUCAACAAUUCAAGCUUCCAGACACAUUUGGAAAUUUGCAAUCUUUGUCGAGUCUUAUAUUAGAUGAGCACCCUAGAAUUAGUGAACUUCCAAACUCUAUUGGAAGGUUGGAGAAAAUUACACGUUUAUCUUUAUGCUUGUGUAUGGAGAUAAAAGAAAUUCCAUACUCUAUUGGAGGAAUGAAAGAGUUGGCUGAGUUGGAUUUAUCAAAUUCAGGGAUAGUUAAAUUACCUGAUUCCAUUAGAUGUCUAGGUAAUUUAAAAGUGAUCAAGGUAAAUUAUACACCGAUAGAAAAGUUUCCUUGUACUAUUGGAGAGGUGAAGAUGCUUGAAGAAUUACACGCCAAGAAAUGUAGGAAUUUGAUGGAUGAAAACAUUGAGGAAAUUGGGAAGCUAAGUCGGUUGAGGAAAUUGGACAUAUCAUAUACUGGUGUAUCUAGAUUUCCCACGGUGCUAGGUCGUCUCACUAAUUUACAGACUCUCGAAAUGAGUUCAAGUCACCUACAAGAAGUCCCAUAUCUUCCUUCAAGUUUGAAACGUCUUCACAUGCAAGCACCUCAUUUCCCAUCUAUUCCCGACCUCUCAAGCCUCGUCAAUUUAGAUCAUCUGGAAUUAUCUAAAAAAACUGGUUCAAUGGAGGAACCUGACAUGGCUAGGACGAAUGAUUGGCCAGAAGAGGAACUGAUCUAUUCGCUUCCGUCUAGUUUGUCAUCCUUGAUAUUUAGGGGCAUUAAUCUACUACCCCCUUUUUCCAACUUAAGUAGUUUGUCGGAAAUGUCUAUUAGUGAUUAUUCAAAGUCACGCUUCUCCGUCUCUCAAGACCUCAAACAUUUGAGGAAAUUGAAGCUAAGUACAUGCAAUUUGCUGGAGGAGAUAUGUGGUCUAUCACUCUUGACGAAUCUAAAGUGCUUGGAUCUAAACAGAUUGAAAAGUCUGGUUGAGAUUCGUGAUUUGUUGGAACUAAAAUUGCUGGAGCAUCUCCGUAUUGCCCAUUGCAAAAAGAUAGAAAGGUUACCCAACUUUUCAAAGUUAGAUAAGCUACGGCGCAUUGAGCUAGAAGCUUUUCCAAAAAUAGGAGAGAUCGAGGGAAUCAAGGGCAUAGAAAGCUUGACGUUGGAUCCUCGUGGUUGCACUAUCCUAGAAAGAUUGUCAGAUGACCCAAGAUCGACCUGGCUUUCUCGUAGAAUACCUAUGUAUGAUGUGUUCUUGAGUUUUGAGAGAUCGGAUACUCGUAAUAGCAUUAUUGACAUCCUUUACAAUAACCUCCUUCGUAACAAAAUUCUGGUUUUUAAGGAACCUGAGGAAUUGAUCGUCAGUGCAGAAUCUAGCAUUUGCGCAGAGUUUCUAUCAGCAGUCAACGACUCCCAUAUCUACAUACCCUUCUUAUCUAAGCGCUAUAUUUAUAGUACGUGGUGCCUCCAUGAACUAGCUUGCAUUUUAGAACACGCGAAGUCAGAUGGGAAAAGAAUCCUACCCAUUUUCUAUGAUGUGGAGGUUAAAGAUGUUAAGCUUAAAACAAAAUUGUGCAGAACAGUCCUAGACAAGCACAGGAAGAAGAUGGGUUUAAGCAACAUGGUGAAGGCAUGGGAAGAGGCUCUCAGAUAUGUGGGGGAUAUGGACGGGUACAACCUGCAAACUAGAAGCCUCGGAGAAGUAAUUGAAUUGGUUACUGAAGAGGUUUCGAGAGAGCUGUUGUUGUUAUAUGCCGAUGCAAGGAGGCCUCAAGAAGCUGAAGAUUAG
Messenger RNA from Eucalyptus grandis, 4278 nucleotides. RefSeq names its product TMV resistance protein N-like. NCBI's taxonomy places the organism in Eukaryota, Viridiplantae, Streptophyta, Magnoliopsida, Myrtales, Myrtaceae. The transcript has 7 exons. Gene Ontology annotation, molecular function: ADP binding. Gene Ontology annotation, biological process: defense response; signal transduction. The record is from RefSeq and is a predicted model, not a curated record. Bases 1 to 4278 code for a protein of 1425 amino acids.